CCGUCAUGUCGCAGCCCACGAAAGGCAAAAAGGCCUCCAAAGCGAGCAGGACGCAUGGUGAUAAAAAUACAGGCAAAGCAUCUGGAGAUAAAAAAGGAACAGAAGCAGCAGAGAAGAAACCUACAAGCACUGGCAUCACUGAAUCCCCCAAAACACACGCAGAUGGAACACCUCCCAUCAGUAAGGUAACGUGAACGUCUUCUACUGCUGCAACAAAGACACCUGCCAUGAAGCCUUCUGAAACAAAGGCUUCUUCAAGCCAUCAACAGACCAGUGGAGUGGAAUCCCACAAAAGGAAAAGAAACAAGAAGCAGGCAAAAGCAAAAACGGAACCUGAAAAAGCAGCACAGUUAAGCAAGCCACCAGAUUCUCAGACAAAACUUCUGUCAGAAGAGAAGCAGAAAGACUCUGGAAAGACACAAAGUCCAAGCAAACCUUCUGCGGUAGCAGAACCUAAACAAACAAAUUCUGGCAAAGCAGCUGCCAAUCAGGUUGGCAAGCCACCAAAGGAAUCAUCAGUUCACAAGCCACCAAAGGAACCAUCAGUAGAAGAACCAAAGGCAAAAUCUGGUGACAAAUCAUUGUCCACCAAGGCAGCUGUUGCAGCUGCUGCCACAGCUGGAGCAGUUGCUGCUACUGGUUUGACUUCUGCAUCUAGUAAAGAAAAUAAACCAGCAGCCACUACUCCAGCUGCAGCAGGAACAGACAAUAAAUCAUCUGAAAAGUCUGCCUUAGAUGAUUUAAUAGAUUCAUUGGGAGGUCCUGAAGAAAAUGAGCCACCAAGUCCUGCGUAUACUGGACCACCGGUUUUGGAUCCAAUGUCAUCCUUGUACAUAGAAGAGCUUGGCAAACGAGAGAGCACCAUUCCUCCAGAGUAUAGGAAACUAUUGGAGGGAGAUGGCAAAGUUCCCCCACCAGCGGCAGAGGGAGAAUCUCAGCCAACUAUGACAGAUGAUGACCUUGCAGAUGCUCUGUCAUCUGAUUUUACUUGCAGUGCUGUCCCAAGUGCCGGAGACAAGGAAACCACACCAAAAGAGACGGGAGACAGUGAUCUUGUGCAAGCCCAGUCUACAAAUGUGGUCAGCAGUUCAGCACCUCCUAAAGAGAAGAAACCAAAGCUGGAAGAGGAGGAAAUUAGCGGCAGUGCCCUAGAUGCUCUUGUAGAUACUCUUGGCAUGCCAGAACCAGAGCCUGAAGUAGAUCUCAGCUCCAUCGUGGAAGUUGAAGAGCCAAAAGCCAAAGAAAAGAAAGAAAAGAAGGCGGGUGAAUGGGAUGAUACCAUUCCUCCAGAGUACAGAUUGAAACCAGACAUGGAUAAAGAUGGGAAGCCCUUGUUGCCAAAGCCAGAAGAAAAACCUAAGCCUGUUAGUGAAUCUGACCUAGCUGACGAAUUUUCCAAAGAUUUUGUCUGUCCAGCUUCUCCCGCAAAAAAAUCAGAACCAUCUGAACCUACUGAUGUGACUAAGAAAUCUGCAGCUGCUGAAGCCCCAGAAGUGCCUAAGGAAAAAGUGGAAAGUUCUGCUGCUGUUCCUCCAGUGCAGUCUUCUGCCACAUCAGGAGUUUCCAAACCUUCAUCAUCUGAGCCCAAAAAACCUCCCAAAGAAGAGGCGAUAUCCACAACUUGUGUUUCUUCUGUUCAGUCUUCAGCUCCAUCGGCAACUUCUCCAAGUGCGCAAGUACCUGAUGACGUGUUGGAAGCCUUAUCUGGAAGUCUGGGGGGGAAAGAGUCUGAUCCAGAAGAAAAAAAGCCAGCUGUAGACAAAGUGAAGGAAAAAGCGAAACAAGAAGAGCAUGAGAAACUUGGGGAAGAUGAAGAAACCAUCCCCCCUGAUUACAGACUCAGUGAAGCGAAGGAUAAAGAUGGGAAGCCUCUUUUACCAAAACCUGAAGAAAAACCUCAACCUAUAAGUGAAAGUGAGCUUCUUGAUGCCUUAUCAGAAGAUUUUUCUUGUUCUUCAGUGCCAACAUCACAGGCUGCACCCCAAAAACCCGAUGCUGCUAGCAAACCUCCCUCCGAAGAAGUUGUUUCUUCCUCGGCUACUGCAGUGCAUUCCUCAGCUCCACCGGCAGCAGCUGUCCCAAGUAAGAAAGAACUUGAUGAUGCUGCCGAUCUUCUGGCAGACUCACUGGGGCAAAGAGAACCAGACCCUGAUGAAAAUAAACCAGUUGUGGAUAAAAUAAAGGAAAAAGCUAAAUCCGAACAUAGAGACAAACUUGGAGAGAGAGAUGAUACAAUCCCUCCUGAUUAUAGGCAUCUUCUGGACUCAGAUGAGAAGGGCAAGCCUAUAAAGCCAAAAGGCAAGGAUGGUGAGAAGCCCAAAGAACAAAAGAAGCCAGCUGAUGACUCAGCUGCUAUUGAUGCACUUUCUGGAGACUUUGAUAGUUGUGGGAAACCUCCUGUAUCUCAGCAACCACCAGCAAAGGAUGAAAAAGCAAAAGAUACUGCCACAUCUAAAUCAGUUACAAAGGAUGAAAAGAAGUCCAAGGCUUCCAGAAAGGCAAAGGAGCAGUCUUCCAGUGCAAAAUCUGAAAAACAAAAAAAAAGUUAAAUGUCACUGGGUAAGUG
This is a messenger RNA of Euleptes europaea (tarantolino), 2566 nucleotides long. RefSeq names its product calpastatin (gene CAST). Gene Ontology annotation, cellular component: cytoplasm. Gene Ontology annotation, molecular function: calcium-dependent cysteine-type endopeptidase inhibitor activity. The record is from RefSeq and is a predicted model, not a curated record. The transcript is spliced from 32 exons. NCBI's taxonomy places the organism in Eukaryota, Metazoa, Chordata, Lepidosauria, Squamata, Sphaerodactylidae.